Molecule: messenger RNA, 983 nt
Organism: Wyeomyia smithii (pitcher-plant mosquito)
Lineage: Eukaryota; Metazoa; Arthropoda; Insecta; Diptera; Culicidae
Gene: Csas
Product: N-acylneuraminate cytidylyltransferase A
Exons: 2
Coding region: 165-959 (264 amino acids)
Molecular function (GO): N-acylneuraminate cytidylyltransferase activity
Source: RefSeq, a predicted model, not a curated record
UUAUUACCUAUUUAAAAAUUACCUUUUUGACUUUCUUAAUGCCUUUUUGAAAAUGUAUGAAGCAUUCUGAAGUAUUGAUCUGACCUGUUAAGUACCCCAAUGAGAUAAACACCAAUCUGAAGCGCGACCAAUUUUCAUCACUUAAUACCGUGCAGCAUACAGUGAUGACCGUGCUAGUGCCGCUCGUUAUCGUUUUCGUGAUCUGCUUUUCAUCCCAUUCCCAGUCAGUCAGCUGCCAUGUCGUUUGCCAAGCAAUACAACCGCACCACAGUAACAGCAGCACUGCAGCGCUGAUUCUAGCUCGAGGUGGAUCAAAAGGUAUUCCGCUGAAAAAUCUCGCCAAAAUUGGAUCCAAAUCGUUGCUGGUCAGAGCGUUGCAAACGUUGGAAGCUUUUGGCCAGUUCGACUCGAUUUGGGUUUCAACGGACGAUGAGCGAAUCAGCGACGAGGUGGUAACGGCUUUUCCCCUGGAUCGCAUUCUAAUUCACUUCCGCCCACCGGAAGUGGCCCGUGAUCAAUCGACAUCGAUCGAAUCAACGCAAGAGUUCCUUAGCAAACACCCUGAGAUUGCGAAUCUGGCUUUGGUACAGUGCACAUCGCCUUUUCUGCGCGUUCGGUACCUGGCGGAAGCUUUUCGAAACUUUCACCGCCGGUCAUCGGAUUGUGUUUUCAGUGUCGCUCGAAGCUUCAAGCUGCGCUGGAAGAUGCAAGGAACAGACGGAAGAGUUGCACCACUGAACUUCGAUCCCGAGCGUAGGCCACGCCGUCAGGAUUGGACAGGUGAACUGGUGGAAACGGGAAUGUUUUACUUUGCCCGGCGAUCGUUGCUGGUUAGCGAGGGGCGCUUUCAAAACGGCAACUGUCGAGUGGUUGAAGUCGACCCUAGAGAUGCACUGGAAAUCGAUGGAAAUGAUGAUCUGAUUUUGGCUAGAUUUUUAAAUGAAAAUGAAGGUAAAUAAAACAUCGAUUCAAUGUUUUUUAAA